ACACAAGGCUGAAGCCAACCUCGUAGCUCCAGCAUCAUCGGGUGCCGCGAACCCCAUCACCCGCCUCUCGCAGCCUCGCCCUCGGCCGGCACGCUUCAUAGCUGCUGCCUGCAUUUUUUUCACGUUCGCCGCCAUCUCGUUUCCGGCUCAGCUGCUCAUGGCUGCCCCGGAGUCGGUCCUGGCCUUUGUCGCCAAGGCAAACAGCGACGGCGGCGUCAUCGUCAAAGAGCAGCCAAAGCUCGAUCUCGAUCUCUACAUUCAGAACUACACUGGCCGAACUCGAUUCGAGCGGCUCCUCUUCAUCGGCAAGACAUGCGUACCGUUAUGUGUCGAGGCCCUCAAGGCAGCAAUUCGCGAGGCCAAAAACGGCUCAGACGUUUCGCGCUACAAGGAGGCCUGGGAAUGUAUGCGAUGGGCUGCCCCACACGAGCCGGAGGCGCAACGUGACGAAGCCUGGAUCGACCGGACGGAGGCGGCAAACAAAACCGAGACGGCGCGCCUCGAGGCAGAACUCAAGGUUUAUAAGAAUAACCUGAUCAAGGAAAGCAUUCGGAUGGGCAAUGAGGACCUCGGCCAGCACUUCGAGAAAAUAGGAAGGCUCGAGGCCGCUUCCGACUACUAUUCUCGAAUGCGCCAGGACGUCAGCACCACCCGACACAUCAUCGACUGUGGCCAGCGGCUCGCCAACGUCUCCCUGGAGCGCAAAGACUGGCCCAUGGUCCUGACAAACAUCAGCAAGGUUACGAGCCUGCCGGGAUCGAACCUCGAUCCCGCUACCGACUUGGACGCAUUUGCAUACACCCAGACCGUGUCCGGCCUCGCCUGGCUGGGCAUGGGCAACUACACAGAGGCUGCCGCCAGGUUUAUCAAUGUGCCUAGCGAGGUUCUCACGAAACCUAGCAUCAUCUCUAACCUAGCGACGCCGAGCGACAUCGUCACUUAUGGUAGUUUGACGGCUCUCGCCAGCCUAGACAGGUACCACCUACAGAAGAAUUGUCUCAACUGCCCAAUGUUCCGGCCGCUGUUCGAGGCGGAACCACAUCUCCGCAAGGCUAUCAGCCACUUUGUCAACGGCCGGUAUUCUAGCUGCUUGUCGACACUGGAGUCAGCGCGAACAGAGUACCUGCUUGACAUCCACCUUCACAAGCACAUCCCCGCUCUCUUCGCUCUCAUCCGGAGCAAGUGCAUCACGCAGUACCUCGUUCCGUUUUCCUGCGCCACUAUCCAGAGCUUGGACGCUGCAUUUGGCAAGCCCGGCCAAUCCAUCGAGCCGGAGCUCGUUGAGAUGAUUCGCAGCGGAAAGCUCAAUGCUCGGAUAGAUAGCAAGGAGAAGGUACGUCGCCGCUCCCGCGCGGUACCGGUCAGCCGGGGUAUGAACUCACGGAUGUAGCUCGUAAUCUCUAUUCGCCCCGAUGCGCGCGCCCAAAUGCAAGCCGACGCUCUCAAGUCAGCUCACGCGUACGACCGCGAGGCCAAGGAGCGUCUCAGGCGCAUCAGUCUCGUGAGCGCUGGCCUCGAAGUCGUCCCCGGAAAGCGGCAGCACGAAACCAUGCCCGGACUGGCCCACGACGAGUCCUGGUACGAGGAGGGUCGGAGUCUCGCCUCGUCGAGCGCUGGCCCCGUCGAGAGUCGGGGUUGACGAGGCCCUUGGGCGACCAGGCAUUAGUGGACUCUGAAACCUCGAUUCACGAAAUUACGAAGCGGUUACGAGGUAGUACUACUACUCGUUACAGAUUGCGGUGACAUGACGGGCUGCCCACGCGUGCAUCAGUUGUGGGUGGUUUAGAGCAGGAAUGCGUUUUUCCAACCAAGACGGGGCCCCCAGAUAGGCGGGCCUAGAGCGACAGCCGCAGCCCGCUCACUCGGCACGCUAGACCCGAGGGUUCAGGGGUCCGGUUAUCACGGCAUCAAGACGCGCUGCAUUAUAACGGUGGCGCAUCAAGGGCACAGCUAAGAUAGCCAAAGCAGCUGCCAUUUUCUGUUGUUUGUCCUUUAAGGCUGACGGCCCGAGAUGCCUUUUUGGGGUGGAUGGGCCUGCGCUAGCUGGACAGUGCACAAAGAUUAGGAUGCGAGCUGUACUAUAGAGUAGCUUGCAGUCCCGUCUACCGUAUACAAUACAGACUCGUGCGUACAGUAUGACCACUGUAUGUAUGCGUGUCUCGAGGCCAAUCGAAGAGCUUUGCCCUCCC
This is a messenger RNA of Purpureocillium takamizusanense, 2189 nucleotides long. RefSeq lists its product as uncharacterized. Lineage: Eukaryota; Fungi; Ascomycota; Sordariomycetes; Hypocreales; Ophiocordycipitaceae. Bases 158 to 1390 code for a protein of 410 amino acids. The record is from RefSeq and is a predicted model, not a curated record. The transcript is spliced from 4 exons. Gene Ontology annotation, cellular component: COP9 signalosome.